Molecule: messenger RNA, 1520 nt
Organism: Arabidopsis arenosa
Lineage: Eukaryota; Viridiplantae; Streptophyta; Magnoliopsida; Brassicales; Brassicaceae
Source: the annotation of a GenBank genome assembly
CUCGAACUUGAACUCUUCUCUUCUAUCUAAUCAAAACAAAUGGAGGAUCAUCACCAUCAAAACCAUCCACAGUACGGUAUAGCACAACCAUCUCCUCAUUUCUCCUCUGAUCUCUUCGGCCUCAACCUCGUUUCUGCGCCGGACCAGCACCAUCGUCUUCAUUUCACCGACCAUGAGAUAAGUUUCUUGCCACGUGGUAUACAAGGGCUUACGGUGGCUGGAAACAACAGUAACACUAAUGUAGCGAACACAAGUGGUGUUGGUGGGUUUAGUGGCUUUACGGACGGCGGAGGAACAGGGAGGUGGCCGAGGCAAGAGACGUUGAUGUUGUUGGAGGUCAGAUCUCGUCUUGAUCACAAGUUCAAAGAAGCCAAUCAAAAGGGUCCUCUCUGGGAUGAAGUUUCUAGGAUUAUGUCCGAGGAACAUGGAUACACUAGGAGUGGCAAGAAGUGUAGAGAGAAGUUCGAGAAUCUCUACAAGUACUAUAAAAAGACGAAAGAAGGCAAAGCCGGUCGGCGACAAGAUGGUAAAAACUAUAGAUUUUUCCGGCAGCUUGAAGCGAUAUACGGCGAAUCCAAAGACUCGGUAUCUUGUUAUAACAACUCGCAGUUCAUAAUGACCAAUGCUCUUCAUAGUUUCCACGCUUCGAACCUUCAUAACAGUGUCCCUCAUCAUCACAAGCCCUUGAUGACCAAUACUCAAAGUCAAAGCCUUAGCAUUUCUAACAAUUUCAACUCCUCCUCUGAGUUGGAUCUAACUUCCUCCUCUGAAGGAAACGAAUCUACUAGAAAAGAGGAGAUGAACUGGAAGGAAAAGAUCAAGGAGUUCAUUGGUGUUCAUAUGGAGAGGUUGAUAGAGAAGCAAGAUUUUUGGCUUGAGAAGUUGAUGAAGACUGUGGAAGACAAAGAAAAUCAAAGGAUGAUGAGAGAAGAGGAAUGGAAAAGGAUUGAAGCUGCAAGGAUCGAUAAGGAACGUUUGUUUUGGACCAAGGAGAGGGAGAGGAUGGAAGCUCGGGAUGUUGCGGUGAUCGAGGCCUUGCAGUACUUGACGGGAAAAGCAUUGAUAAGGCCGGAUUCUUCUUCCCCUAUUGAGAGGAUUAACGGAAGAGGAAGCGAUCAAAUGAUGGCUGAAAAUGAAUAUGCUGAUGAAGAAAAUAAGAGUAAGAUGGAGAAAAAACAAAUGAAUAAGAAAAGGAAGGAGAAAUGGUCAAACCACGGUGGGAAUCAUCCGAGAAUCAAAGAGACUAUGAUGGUAUACAACAAUCAAGAAACUAGAACUAACGAUUGUAGUGGAGAUGAUGAGCAAGGCCAUCAUGAAGGUUACUCACCUUCAAACUCCAAGGACGGAAACCCUAGCCGCAUCAUUGCCAUGGCGGCUAGUACAAAGUGCUUUCCAUUGCUUGAAGGAGAUGGAGAUCAAAACUUGUGGGAUGGUUAUGGUUUAAAGCUACGGAAAGAAGAUAAUCAUCAGUAAGCUGCAUUUUCCGUUCUCAAAAUGAAGAAUAAAAGAACUUAGAAAAU